AUGAAGAACUUAACUUUAAUUUUUGUAAAACUGGUAAAGUACCUGAAAAGUUUAAUAGUUAUGCAAGAAACACAAGACAUAAUAGUUGAAGAAUCUAAUUUGUUAGUCACUCAAAAACAUGCAGUUUUAAACACCACUCCUGAAGAAAUUCGUGCUUUUAUUGGAAUACUUAUAUUUAUGGGUUAUCAUGAUGUACCUACUAUUCGAUUGUAUUGGUCUACAAAUCAUAAUUUUUUCUGUCCUAGAAUAGCAAAUGUCAUGCCAUUAAAAAGAUUUUUAAAACUGUUACGUUACAUUCAUUUAAAUGACAAUCAAAAGAUGCUACCUCGUUCAUCUGAAAGUAUUGACAAAUUAUUUAAAAUUAGACCAUUAAUUGAUCACCUUAAUAAUAUUUAUAAAAUUUUAUACAAUCCUUCUCAAAAUUUAUCAGUAGAUGAGAGUAUGGUUGCAUAUACUGGCAGGUCGACAAUGAAGCAAUACAUGCCCUUGAAACCAAUAAAGAGGGGAUUCAAAGUGUGGGCUAUGACCGACUCUGCAACAGGUUACUUACUUAGUUUUGAUGUAUAUACUGAUAUUGAUUUGUUUGGUUGUGGUACGUUUUGCAUCAAUAAAAAAUUUUAUCCUAAGCAUUUGAUGAAAAAAGAUUCGCUAUACAAACCAGGAGAAAUAGAAUUUGCUCAAAGUGAAGAUGUAAGUGUUUGUCGAUGGAAAGAUCGAGGUAAAAAACCAGUUACAGUAAUAAGCAACAUGCAUGAUGCUUUAUCUACUGAGAUAGUACAUAGAAAAAAUAGCAUAGCUUUAUUUUUAAGCAACAAUGUACCUUCUGAAUCAACAUUAAAUGACCAAAAUAUUUUUGAGGCGGAAAUCGAAAAAUAUAUUCAAAUUCCCAAAGCAGACCUAGAUUCAGACCAUCUUGCUUUGUGGAAAAUAUAUAAAUCAGAGUUUCCAAAUUUAUCUUUAUUAUCAAGAAAAUAUUUAUGUAUACAAGGCACUAACGUACCUUGUGAAAGACUGUUCUGUUAUGGAG
Molecule: messenger RNA, 1027 nt
Organism: Melanaphis sacchari
Lineage: Eukaryota; Metazoa; Arthropoda; Insecta; Hemiptera; Aphididae
Exons: 4
Molecular function (GO): protein dimerization activity
Source: RefSeq, a predicted model, not a curated record